UUCAACCUCUAGUCAUAUUAGCACUAACACAAUGCUUGCUACCGAUCCUCGCGUCCUCAAUGGCGAUCGUGCCAUCACUGAUGAUGGCGCAGGGCUUGGAAACUCGUCAUACUCAUCAAGGCGCAGAGCGAUGCUCGACACUGCGAGCAGUUUGUAUGAUACAGGCGUUACGAUGGACAUAGAGAUCCCCAUGAUUGGGGUGCUUGGCAUACAGAGCUCGGGAAAGUCUUCGCUCAUCGAGUCCGCCUCGGGCAUCACGCUCCCGCGCGCCAGUGGGACCUGCACCAGGUGCCCGACUGAGUGUCGUCUACGUCAAUCGUCCAAUCCUUGGCAAUGUACCGUAUCCCUUCGAUUCUCGACGAAUGGCAAUGGCGAGCCUAUCCCGGUGCGCACCGAGGGAUUCGGCGACACGAUCUACAACAAGGAUGACGUGGCGGAGAGGGUCAGCCGCGCUCAACGUGCGAUCCUGCAUCCCAGCAAAAACCCUGAGUCCUUCCUCGAGGAAGACGAGGAAGAUGCUGGCAAGCCCGAGCUAACGUUCUCGAAGAACUGUAUCGUGCUCGAAAUCAGCGGGCCAAACGUACCUGACUUGUCUUUUGUGGAUCUCCCUGGUAUCAUUUCGAGCGUUGGCAGCGGUGAAGAUGCGCGCGACAUUGAGUUGAUCAAGGAGCUCGCAUCCGACUUUGUGUCGAAGGAUAACUGCAUCAUCCUUUUGACCAUCGCCUGCGAGACUGACUUUAUGAACCAGGGCGCGUACCAGCUCGCAACGAAGUUUGAUCCCCGGCACGAGCGCACUAUCGGGGUUCUGACGAAACCUGACAAGAUCGACAGAGGCGAUGAGGACACGUGGCUCCGGAUUCUGAGGAACGAAGACCCCGAGCGACGCCUGAAGCACGGCUGGUACAUGGUCAAGCAGCCUGAUACGAUGCAGCUGAGGAUGGGCAUCACUUGGGAGGAGGCUCGGCAAAGCGAGAAGAAGUUCUUCUUGUCCACCCAGCCAUGGGCGGCGCAGUCGCUGUCCAUCCAGAGGCACCUCGGAACGGAACUCUUGACGCAGCGAUGCGGCGACGUCCUGUCCGAUUUGAUCGCCACAAAGCUCCCAGGGAUCCGGGACACGAUCUAUAAAACUUUGCAACAGACGGAGGCACAGCUGAAGGAGCUGCCGGGAGAACCAUCCAAAGACCCCGUUGGCGAGGUAUACAAGCUCAUCGGCAGGUUUUCCAAGGGCUUGUCGAGCUACCUCGAGGGAACUCCAGGCCCGACUGGCCUGCUACAGUUAAUUCGGCCGAACCAGCAGGAUUUUCGGAAGGCGAUCCGCUCAACGGCACCGGACUUCAGGCCGUAUGAGAGACCUGCUGAUGGAUCGGAACCAGAGGCAGGUGUGUCGCCGGACUUCCUCGCGAACGAGGAGAUGCCGUAUACCCCGCCCACUGCAAAACAGGCCAUAUAUAUCAACGAAGUCAUGGAGCAAAUUGCGCUGGCGAGGACGCGCGAGUUGCCAGAUUUCUUCCCCUUCGAGGUGAUCGCGGAGUAUGUUCACGCCAUAGUCAGCAAGUGGCGAGAACCGACGCUGCAGCUCUUUGACAAGAUUGAAAGUGUCCUCAAUGGCAAGGUCAAAGAGUUCGUCAACGAGGAGUUUGCGCAGUAUCCAUUGUUGCUCAGUCAAGUCACACUUGUUCUCACAGAGCACAUCUCGUCUUGUUCGGAGGUGGCAAAAGAGCGCCUUGAUUGGCUUCUGGAGAUCGAGCAGAGGCCACGAACUUGGAACGAACAUUACUAUCGCGACUACCGUGAAAAGUUUCUGACGCACUACAAGGGCUCGCGGCCAGAAUAUAGCAACAUGCCUCUCUUGCAGAAGUUGAAGUCGCAUGAAGCUGCACCUGACUCGGACUCGUCUCUGGCUGAGAGCAUUAGCAAAAUCACUGCAGGCUUCAGCGAGAUCGGAAUACAUGGAGUCAAGCCUGCCGACUUGCCGAAGGUUCUGCCGUCUGACCCGUGCGAGGCCGCGAUCAGCAUCAUGGCGAGCGUCCGUGCGUACUUCCAAGUGGCGUACAAGCGCUUCGCAGACAACGUCCCCAACGCAAUCGAUCACGAGCUGAUCCUCGGGCUCAACCGCGAGCAGGCUGUGGUAGCGGUCCUGCGUGAGACCUUGGGAGUGGGCGGCCCAGACGGUUUCAGGCUAUGCUCGGAAUAUGUGAAAGAGGAUAGUGUGAUCGCGUUGCGUCGAGAGGAGCUGAAGCACAAGAGGGAUAGGCUGCUGAAGGCGCAAAAGGCGCUUUGGAACUUGCAAACUCCUAUUAUAUGAUGCUAUUCCUGUGUACCGUAGAUACAUUGUUAGAAUUGACAGAUGUUUGCC
Molecule: messenger RNA, 2356 nt
Organism: Laetiporus sulphureus 93-53
Lineage: Eukaryota; Fungi; Basidiomycota; Agaricomycetes; Polyporales; Laetiporaceae
Exons: 10
Coding region: 32-2305 (757 amino acids)
Cellular component (GO): cytoplasm; membrane; microtubule
Molecular function (GO): microtubule binding; GTP binding; GTPase activity
Source: RefSeq, a predicted model, not a curated record